AUGGAGAAGCUGAUUCCCACCAUCAAUCGCCUGCAGGAGGUCUUUCUGACAGUGGGGGCUGAGGUCGUACAGCUGCCGCAAAUAGUCGUGGUGGGAAGUCAGAGCAGUGGGAAAAGCUCUGUGCUAGAGAGCCUGGUUGGAAGAGACUUUUUGCCUCGGGGAUCAGGGAUAGUCACAAGACGACCCCUGGUGUUGCAACUGAUUAAUGUUCCUCCCAUGACCGAGCGACUCAACAUAGAAAAUGGUGUCAAAGCAGAGGAAUGGGGAACCUUCCUUCAUUGUAAGAACCAGGUUUUCACAGACUUCAAUGAAAUCCGACAGGAAAUUGAGACAGAGACGCACCGCACUUCAGGAGAUAACAAGGGCAUUAGUCCAGAGCCUAUUUAUUUGAAGAUUUUUUCUUCCAAAGUUCUCAAUCUUACGCUUGUGGACCUACCUGGAAUAACUAAAGUUCCAGUGGGAGAUCAGCCUGAAGACAUUGAGACACAAGUGCAAGAAAUGAUCAUGUCAUUCAUCUCCAAUCCAAACUCUCUCAUCCUUGCUGUAUCCCCUGCAAACUCAGACUUGGCCACAUCUGAUGCUUUGAAAUUGGCUCGAGAGGUCGAUCCAGAUGGGCGGCGCACUCUGCUGGUGGUGAGUAAGCUGGACCUGAUGGAUGCUGGGACCGACGCCCUCGAGGUUCUUUUGGGGCGAGUCAUUCCAGUCAGACUUGGCAUUAUUGGCGUUGUUAAUAGGAGUCAGCACGACAUCAAUACUCAAAAGAGCUUAGAAGAUUCACUGAAAGAUGAGCAUGCCUUUCUGCAGCGGCACUAUCCCUCACUUGCCUCUCGAGCUGGAUCACGUUAUUUAGCCAAAACUCUAAGCAGGUUACUCAUGCACCAUAUUCGGGACUGUUUGCCUGAUCUGAAGACCCGGGUGAAUGCGCUCAGUGCUCAGUACCAGGCCCAGCUCAACAGCUAUGGUCAGCCUGUGGAAGACCACAGCGCUACGUUGCUGCAGAUUGUCACAAAGUUUGCCAGUGAUUACUGCAACACUAUUGAGGGGACAGCGACACACAUCCAGACCUCAGAGCUCUGCGGGGGAGCUCGAAUGUGCUACAUUUUCCAUGAAACUUUUGGACGCACUUUACAGUCCAUCGACCCUCUCGGUGGGCUCACAGAUUUGGAUAUCCUCACUGCAAUCCGCAAUGCCACUGGUCCCCGGCCAGCCCUCUUUGUGCCUGAGGUGUCUUUUGAAUUAUUGGUGAAGCGGCAAAUUAAGCGGCUGGAGGAGCCCAGUUUGCGCUGCGUAGAACUUGUCCACGAGGAACUACAGCGAAUCAUACAACACUGCACUUCUUUUAGCACACAGGAACUUUUGCGGUUUCCAAAACUGCACGAUUCUAUAGUUGAAGUUGUGACUGGUUUACUUAGAAAACGCCUGCCCAUAACCAAUGAAAUGGUCCACAAUUUGGUCUCUAUUGAGCUUGCUUACAUCAAUACAAAGCAUCCAGACUUUUCAGAUGCCGCGCAGGUCUCUGCAUCUGUUAACAGCCAGCAGACAGAUGCUCUUGAUGGUGGAAAGCGCUGGAAAAAUGAUAAAAUAGGGGAAGAGAAAGCCAAUGCUGGUAGUUUUGGCAGUCCGAGUAGAGGCCAGGCUGUUAACCUUCUUGACACAGCCGUACCCCGAAAGCUGAGUGCGCGGGAACAGAGAGACUGUGAGGUUAUUCAGCGCCUCAUUAAGUCUUACUUCCUCAUUGUUCGCAAAAGCAUUCAAGACAGUGUGCCCAAGACGGUGAUGCACUUCCUGGUGAACUUUGUGAAAGAGCAUCUGCAGAGUGAGCUGGUGGGUCAGCUGUACAAGCAGCCGCUGCUGCUGGAGCUGCUCAUUGAGUCACAGGACACAGCGCAGCAGCGGACUGAGGUUGCUCAGAUGCUCCAGGCUCUCAAGAAAGCUAAUAAUAUAAUCUCAGAGAUAAGAGAGACUCAUUUGUGGUAG
Molecule: messenger RNA, 1977 nt
Organism: Knipowitschia caucasica
Lineage: Eukaryota; Metazoa; Chordata; Actinopteri; Gobiiformes; Gobiidae
Source: the annotation of a GenBank genome assembly